This is a messenger RNA of Dictyostelium discoideum AX4, 231 nucleotides long. Its product is annotated as DSS1/SEM1 family protein. Gene Ontology annotation, biological process: proteasome assembly; mRNA export from nucleus. Lineage: Eukaryota; Evosea; Eumycetozoa; Dictyosteliales; Dictyosteliaceae. Gene Ontology annotation, cellular component: proteasome regulatory particle, lid subcomplex. The coding region runs from base 1 to 231 and encodes 76 amino acids. The transcript is spliced from 3 exons. The record is from RefSeq and is a predicted model, not a curated record.
AUGACAAAAACAGAAACUAAAGUAGAACCAAAAGCAGAGGUCAAACCAAAAGAAGAUAAUGUAGAAGUUAUUGAAGAUGAUGAAUUUGAAGAGUUUGAAGAUAAUAUGGCCGAAGGCGAAGAUAACUCAAAAGAACAAUGGGAAGAUGAUUGGGAUACUGAUAAAAUUGAUGACGAUUUUUCAAAACAAUUAAGAGCUGAAAUUGAAUCCCACUCAACCAUGAAAUCAUAA